Vollenhovia emeryi is the source of this 1682-nucleotide messenger RNA. It is a transcript of the gene trsn, whose product is annotated as translin. The record is from RefSeq and is a predicted model, not a curated record. NCBI's taxonomy places the organism in Eukaryota, Metazoa, Arthropoda, Insecta, Hymenoptera, Formicidae. Gene Ontology annotation, biological process: RNA metabolic process. Gene Ontology annotation, molecular function: single-stranded DNA binding; sequence-specific DNA binding; RNA binding. Bases 108 to 845 code for a protein of 245 amino acids. The transcript is spliced from 5 exons. Gene Ontology annotation, cellular component: cytoplasm; nucleus.
GAGCUCGGCGCAGAUGUCGCGUCGGCGUCACUCGACAAAAUUGAUCGGUGCGCGGUUUACAACACGGUCCAAUAUUGCGCGGGGAGAGAGACUUUUUCUCGGGAACAAUGGAAGACACCAUGACCCCGACGAUAAUGGAGAUGUUCAAUUCGUUCCAGGACUCUCUGAACAACGAGCAGGAGGUGCGCGAGCAUAUCCGUGUCAUCGUGAAGAAUAUAGAGAGGAGCUCCAGGGACAUCCUGAUGACAUUGCAAAAUAUUCACACGGUGCAUCAAACAAUGGAGGAGAACAUAAUCGUGUCGGAAUAUUGCUCAAGGGCGAGAGAGAUAUUCGGCGACAUAAGGACAGAAUACGCAAAUCUGGCUGCAGUGGUACCGACUAAUCAGUAUUAUCGUUAUCACGAUCAGUGGCGUUUUGUCACCCAGAGGCUGUGCUUUCUAGUUGCUCUAGUUAUAUAUUUCGAAGUUAAAGACUUGGUCAACAAGAAGACCGUCGCUGAAAUACUGGGAGUGAAGAACAACAGAGAGGACGGCUUCCAUCUAGACCUGGAGGAUUUCUUACUGGGUCUGCUUCAGCUGUCUGCCGAAUUGAGCCGCUUCGCUGUAAAUAGCGUCACGAAUGGUCAUUACCACUGGCCGAUGCAGAUCGCGACAUUCGUUAAUGAACUGAACGCAGGCUUCCGGCUGUUAAACUUGAAGAACGAUAUAUUGAGGAAACGGUUCGACGCCCUCAAGUACGAUGUGAAAAAGAUCGAAGAGGUAGUGUAUGACUUGUGCAUCCGUGGUUUGAUACAGUCUCCCCAGCCUACUGAAGAAACGCCUAUCGAAGAGACGCCUACCGAGUAGAUUUCUAUAUCUUUCCAUAAUAUUUUACAUUAAUAUACCUCCAUGUGUACAACGUUGUGCUACGAGAGAUAUAUGGUGUUCAUAUACAUAUAUGUAUAAAGAAAAAAAACAUUCAUUUAGAUUUUUAUACUUUGAUUAUUAAGUCAGUAAAGAGCUAAUGUAAUCGAAUUAUUUCGAAUAUUAAAAUAAGUUAUCUCCUUUCUUUAUAUUUGAACACAACACUAUUACUUAAAGUGUUUAAUUUUUUAAUAUCUAGAUGAAUCUAUAUAAUUUAUUCGAUGUACUCGGUCAUAAGUAAAUUAUAUAAUUUAUUUUGUGUGAAUUUUGCUUUAUAUUACGAUAGAAAUAACUGUGUAAAAACAUGAUAGACCACAGUGCGAUAUUUUAAAAAUUAUAUAGAUAUUUAAGAUUUUUAGUUGUACGUGACUUAACCCUUAAAUGAUUUUUGUUUUUAUGAUUUUAUUGCUGAAUAUGAUACAACAAAAGGAGUACAAUAAGGGAAAAAUGAGAAAAAAGUCUAUCUUAUUUUUACUUUUUCAUUUUUUAUUUUUUCAAGAACAAAAGGGUGUGUUGCCGAAUGACAACAUCAUGAAAUUAGAAACAUAUGAAAUGGUAUGUACAUACGAUCGGUAUGUAGCCAAUCGACUACAGUGUACGCUUCGUCAAUGCCGUACAUACAUUCAACGCUACCCACCUAGAUAUCGGUAUGUUGCCGAAUGGCAACAUGAUGCAUUUAAGGGUUAAAUUCUGGUAUCAGGAAUUUUGCAAAUCGAGAUGUCCAAACCAUGUUCUUUAUUUUGUACGUAUAUAUUCAUUAAUAAAUAGUUAUUGCAUGUA